UUCUCCAUGACCCCACCUCUUUUAAGAACGCAGUUCUAUGAUUGGCAGUGAUGCGUCCUAAAACUGCCCAAUCACGCACGAGCGGCUGCUUUGGCGUCUCUGCGCCUGUGGGAGGAACAUGGCCGACAGGCUCACGCAGUUGCAGGACGCUGUGAACUCGCUCGCAGAUCAGUUCUGUAAUGCCAUUGGAGUACUGCAGCAGUGUGGGCCUCCCGCCUCCUUCAGUAACAUUCAGACAGCGAUUAACAAAGACCAGCCCGCGAACCCUACGGAAGAGUAUGCCCAGCUUUUUGCUGCGCUGAUUGCACGAACAGCAAAAGAUAUUGAUGUUUUGAUAGAUUCCUUACCCAGCGAAGAAUCUACAGCUGCUUUACAGGCCGCCAGCUUAUAUAAGCUAGAAGAAGAAAACCAUGAAGCGGCGACAUGCCUGGAAGAUGUGGUUUACCGAGGCGACAUGCUUCUGGAGAAGAUACAGAGCGCGCUCGCGGACAUCGCCCAGUCCCAGCUGAAGACAAGGAGUGGCUCCCACAGCCAGGCUCUUGCGGACUCUUAGCACCCAGCAAACCAGUCGUGAAGCCCAGAACUGUUUCAGUCCAUUAUGAAUUCCACAUCCGAUUUAGAUACAAGCCGUAGCAACAGUUACAGACACAUACACUAUGAUACUUGUUACCUUUUUAGCUGUUUUAAAUCUAUUUUCACUCUUGAAAAAUAAGCUUACCAAAUUGUGAUUGAGCCAGCUUUAAACCAUCACUAUGCUAUCAUUUUUUAGAAUGAAAUUAUUGAGGUGGAUAUUGCAUUAAUGUUCAUAAUAUAAUUCAGCAGAUACACUA
Molecule: messenger RNA, 830 nt
Organism: Cavia porcellus (domestic guinea pig)
Lineage: Eukaryota; Metazoa; Chordata; Mammalia; Rodentia; Caviidae
Gene: Med21
Product: mediator complex subunit 21
Exons: 4
Coding region: 119-553 (144 amino acids)
Biological process (GO): regulation of transcription by RNA polymerase II
Cellular component (GO): mediator complex
Molecular function (GO): transcription coregulator activity
Source: RefSeq, a predicted model, not a curated record